AGAGACAAGAGCAACGACCGCAAAGUGACCCUGAAGGAAGUGUCCCUCAAGACAUCCGGCAAAUACAAGUGUGAGGUGUCGGCUGAAGCUCCUUCAUUCCACACGGAUUCUGGCGCCGGGGAACUGCUCGUCGUCCACAUGCCCGAGCACGACCCACACAUCUCGGGCAUGCGCACAAAAUACCACGUGGGUGACCUCGUUCAGGUGAACUGCACAUCCUCUCCGUCAAAGCCAGCGGCCGCCCUGAUGUGGUACAUCAACGACAAGCAGGCGGACAGCGGGUUCCUGGUGGACUACGCGCCGGUGUCCAACGGCGGCGGGCUGGAGACCUCGAUCCUGGGCCUGCACUUCCGGGCGCGCAUGAGCCACCUGCGCCACGGCCACCUCAAGCUCCGCUGCUCCGCCACCAUCGCCGCCGUCUACUACCGCGAGAAAACCAUCUUCGCUCGCGGCUUCCUCACGCAGGAGCGACGGGCGCGGCCUGACAGGGCUGUGGGUGCUGGCCCCUCUCGUGGGCGUGCUGCUCCUGAGGUAACACCGCCCGCCCUCAGCCCAUGGCGAUGCAGCAGCAGCCGCAGGACCUUCUCGCCCGCCGCGCAAGCUGGCGUGAUGGACGAGGAAGCGCCGUUUGCUGCUGCUGCUCCUGCACUUCCCAGCUGCCCCUGCGAGCAACUGAACCGAACUCCAGUGCCAAAGUUUUAGCUCUCUCUGCCGCAGGAAGUGCCAAGGGCGGAGGCUGACGCUUGCCUCUCUUCCCGGGACUUGUUGCGCCGCGGAAGA
Molecule: messenger RNA, 780 nt
Organism: Penaeus monodon (black tiger shrimp)
Lineage: Eukaryota; Metazoa; Arthropoda; Malacostraca; Decapoda; Penaeidae
Source: RefSeq, a predicted model, not a curated record